AUGUAUGAUAUUGGUUUAUAUAUUAAUACAAGAAUAUCUGACGAUAAGCUUAAGUAUGAUUUAUUGAAAAAACCAUGGCAGCCUCAUACUUCAUACAACUUUCCGGUAGUUUCAAAAAGAAAAUUAAAAUUUCAACUAUCUUGGAUUACUCGUUUUUCCUGGUUAGUAUAUUCAAUAAAACUAGAAGGUGCGUUUUGUAAAAUGUGUGUAUUGUUUUCAAAUGAAACAUCGGGAAAAGGUAGCUCUGUAAAAGUCGGUGCAUUAGUUAAUAAACCAUUUAAUAAUUGGAAAAAUGCUCUCGAAUGUUUUACAACGCAAUCAAAUGCUGACUAUCAUAAAUUGUCAACGUUAAGAGCGGAUGAGUUUGUUCAAAUAAUAGAAAAUAAAACAUUUGAUAUAGCUACACAAGUAGAUUCUUUUAAAAAAGCUCAAGUUAUCGAAAAUCGCUUAAAAUUAAUUCCAAUAAUAGAAACUAUUAUUUUUUGUGGUCGUCAAGAGUUAGCAAUGAGAGGUCACGACGAUAGUGGCCCUAUUUUUAAUUGCGAAAAAGAUAAUAAUGAUGGUAACUUUCGAGCUUUGUUAAGAUAUCGAGCAUUAAGUGGUGAUUUAACCCUAAAAAGUAAUUUGAUGAAUUCAUCGGGGAAAUCGGUUUACAUUAGUCCCAUAAUUCAAAAUGAAAUAAUACAAAUAUGCGGUUCUCUUAUUCAAAAAGACAUUGUGUUGAAAGUAAACCAAUCAAAAUUUUUUACUAUUUUGGCGGAUGAAACUAAUGAUAUAUCUCGCAUUGAACAAAUGUCUUUGUGUGUAAGAUAUAUUGAUAAUGGUUUUAUUAGAGAAGACUUUUUAGAAUUUGUUCCUAUUUAUGAUGCUAGUGGAAAAGGAAUGGCAUAUACAAUUAUACGAGAAAUAGGAAAACUAGGACUUAAAAUGGAAACUUUAAUCGGUCAAGGUUAUGAUGGGGCGAGUGCAAUGAGUGGCUUGUAUAAUGGUGUCCAAAUACCACAUGCACUUUACGUUCACUGCGCGGCUCAUUCACUCAAUUUAGCGAUAGGAAAAUCUUGUACCAUUCCUGAAAUACGAAAUUGUAUUGGUUCAGUCUCAACAAUUAUAAAUUUCUUUCGAAAAUCUCCAAUGAGAUCUGAGGUUUUAAAAGAAUGUAUAAAAAAACAUAUUCCAAGUACCCAACAAAGUACCCUUAUAAAAAUGUGUGAAACACGUUGGGUAGAUCGUCACGAAAGUAUGUUGAGAUUCAAAGAUUUAUACGAAGUUAUAGCUUAUGCAUUACAUAAUCUCGAAAAUAAUCAUAAUACAGAAACAUCACAACUCGCUUUUCAAUUAUCUAAGACUCAUCGCUCGUCUCAAUUUAUAAUAGCAUUAUAUAUCAUAGAAAAACUUUUUGCCUUUACAUUGCCAUUAUGUAAUGUAUUACAAAAAGUAAAUAGUGAUUUAUCUGAGUGUUGUGAAAAUGUUGAAAAUUGUAUACAAGUGUUAUCUUCUAUUCGUAUAAAUGCCGAUGAAGAAUUUCAAACAUUGUUUUUAGAAGUAAAAAAAAAAAAUUGA
Messenger RNA from Acyrthosiphon pisum (pea aphid), 1560 nucleotides. Its product is annotated as zinc finger MYM-type protein 1-like. The transcript has a single exon. The coding region runs from base 1 to 1560 and encodes 519 amino acids. NCBI's taxonomy places the organism in Eukaryota, Metazoa, Arthropoda, Insecta, Hemiptera, Aphididae. The record is from RefSeq and is a predicted model, not a curated record.